UUGAAGGUCUUUUUCUUCGCGGAUUGAUGUUCUGCCCCAUUGCCUCUUGUUCGAUUUGGCAGAGAUCUCGCUUUUCCACCCCCAAUCCGGUGCUGCUAGCUGCAUUACAGAUCAUUAGUUGUGGAACAAUGCCGUCGCUACGCCAAGGAGGACGACCUUGAACUUCCGCCGCCGUCAUCGUCUUCUGAACGAUAUCCCCGUUCGGUUUCUGCCUCUGGAAGCUGGCUUCCUCUGCCGCGCCCUCCACGCGUUGCCUAAAAAAUUAGAAAGACCUCGCAUCUCGCACGCUGCCUCAUCGCCGAUCACCGUAGUGGUUUCUUCGCCGGUAAUCGGUUGCUGAUCCACAUAUAACAUCGUUGCUUCUUCCUUCGUUGAUUUGUCCAGAAUAUCAAAGCAAUAGCCAAGACGAAAACAAGGAGGACAAAGAAGAGACAUCAUGGAAACAAGCACCAAAGAAGACUUAGAAAUCAAGAAAGUGGAUUGUGAUGUAUCGGAGAUCGAGUAUGUUAGUUAUGGUGGCGAGCACCACCUCCCCCUUAUCAUGAACCUAGUCGACCAAGAACUCAGCGAGCCUUACUCUAUAUUCACGUAUCGUUACUUUGUCUAUCUGUGGCCUCAGCUCUCUUUCCUGGCAUUCCACAAGGGUAAAUGUGUCGGCACGGUGGUUUGUAAGAUGGGCGACCAUCGAAACGUUUCCAGAGGAUACAUUGCCAUGUUGGUUGUGAUAAAGCCCUAUAGAGGAAAAGGCAUUGCUACAGAACUUGUUACUAGGUCUAUUAAGGUGAUGAUGGAAUCUGGUUGUGAAGAAGUUACUCUGGAAUCAGAAGUUACAAACAAAGGAGCAUUGGCACUCUAUGGUCGCCUUGGCUUUAUUAGGGCUAAGAGGCUCUUUCAUUAUUAUUUGAACGGAGUCGAUGCUUUCCGGCUCAAACUGCGAUUCCCUCGGCCGGAGCUGCACCCAUCUCUGCCUGUGAUGGCAGAUAAAUAUGGUAGUAGUCAUAUAACAAGUGAUCAUGAUAAUUCAGCAUUUGAACAAUGAUUUGAUUCCUUCAUUGCCUGUUUGAGUGUUUGUAAAGAAUCAUAAACCCUUCUUGAGCAUA
Molecule: messenger RNA, 1100 nt
Organism: Arachis stenosperma
Lineage: Eukaryota; Viridiplantae; Streptophyta; Magnoliopsida; Fabales; Fabaceae
Product: N-alpha-acetyltransferase MAK3-like
Exons: 3
Coding region: 437-1039 (200 amino acids)
Biological process (GO): N-terminal peptidyl-methionine acetylation
Cellular component (GO): NatC complex
Molecular function (GO): protein-N-terminal amino-acid acetyltransferase activity
Source: RefSeq, a predicted model, not a curated record